Molecule: messenger RNA, 3348 nt
Organism: Vitis riparia (riverbank grape)
Lineage: Eukaryota; Viridiplantae; Streptophyta; Magnoliopsida; Vitales; Vitaceae
Product: telomerase reverse transcriptase-like
Biological process (GO): telomere maintenance via telomerase
Cellular component (GO): telomerase catalytic core complex
Molecular function (GO): telomerase RNA binding; telomeric repeat DNA binding
Source: RefSeq, a predicted model, not a curated record
CUUUCACCACCACGCUCACUCUCUCCCGCGAUGGCGAAGAAUCGGAAGAGGAGGAAAAGGCGAGUCCCGGAGAUUCUGUGGCGGCUCUUCCGCCACCGCGCUCGUACGCUUGCCGACACGAUCGCCUCUCUGAUUCCUCCUCUGCCGCAUUGCGGUUGCAAUGGGCGGCGCUGCCUCGGUUGCAUCGGCGGAGACGCCGACUCGUACCUUCUCCGUCCGCAAGAUCCCUCUGACUAUCGCAAGCUUUUGAGCGAGUGCUUCGUUGUCGUCUCUUACAAUGCGCCUCCGCUGUCCACCAUUUAUCUUGAUCGCCGGUGGUCUCAGCUACAGAUUGUCAGAAAGACCAUUGAAAUAAUCAUGUGUGAGCAACCAGGGUCUUCCAAUGUAUUAUGUGGUGGCUAUAGUAAGGCAAUCUCAAUCACCAACAUUAUGCAAGCUUAUCAAUUUGUUUUUGGGUUGCCUGUUUCUAAUGUCCAGACUUCUUCUGUAUGCAACAGUAAAGGAUUUCCACUUCACCAAAUGGAACUUGCAUAUCAUUUAUGCCAACAAUAUUGUAACAACUUGAGCUCCAUUGUAGAGCUUCUGACUUCUUCAGCCUGGGGUCUGCUCUUGGAAAGGGUUGGGGAUGAUAUCAUGGUUUACCUACUAAAGCAUACUUCAAUAUUUCUGCCGCUUCCUCAUAAGAUGCACUGUCAGGUGGCAGGUCCUCCUAUCAGUGAUUUAUGCAUUGGGUUGUCAAAACAUGUAUCAGACUCAAAACAUCAAAAGCCUUCACUCACUGAUCUUGGUCCUCAAAAGAAGAUGGAAAGGAAUGAUGGUGCUGUUAACUCAACAUCAGAGGAACAGCAACUAACCAGUUCUUUCAAUCGUGGUGGUCCUGUAAAUUUUGUUAGUUGUGUUGGCUGUAAUGGUGGGAAUUGCUUAAGAAAAUUUAGUGAACCGGGGGAAAAAAAAACUCUGAAUGUUCUUAGUCAUCAAUUUGAACUGAAUAGAUCUUAUUGCUCAAAAAGUCAGGUGAUAUCUUUUAUUUCAGCUGUUUGUAAGAGAAUAGUUCCUUCACGUUUGCUAGGAACUCCUUCUAAUUGGAGAAUUAAGGAAGAAAAUUUCAAAUUUGUUUGGCUACGUAGAUUUGAGAAACUAUCUCUGAAGCAAUGUAUGCAUAAAUUAAAAAUAUCAAGGUUUCCUUUGCUUUCAAAUAAACAUUCUUCUUGCUACCUGAGUAAUCAUGUACUGGAAUACACAACAGAAAGAGUAUGGACACAGAUAAAAGAUAUGGAUCUUUGGUUCUUCUCAUCUCUUGUGGUGCCACUGGUGCAAGCCAACUUUUAUGUCACUGAAAGUGAGCAUGGGAAAAAUGAUCUGUUUUAUUAUCAAAAAUCAGUUUGGGAGAAGCUGACCAACAGUGCCACCACUUGCUUGAAAGAGCAGAGCUAUCGUUCCUUGGAUGAUGUGUCAGUUGGACAAAUUUUAAGUGAUAGAUCAUUUGGUUUUUCUAGGCUUAGAUUUCGUCCAAAAGAGAAAGGAGUAAGGGCACUAGCCAAUCUCAAUGGAUCAUCAAAAUUUCGAGUGCAAGAUUCCCCUUUGAAAGAUCAAUCUUUGGGAAUGCAAAGAAAAGCACAUCUCCAUCUGGAAAGAGUUAAAUUUGACCAUUUCAAGUCUGUGAAUUUUGUUCUUCGUGAUUUACAUGCUGUCCUAAAAGGUUUACAGAUGAAAGAACCAGAGAGGUUAGGGUCAUCAAUAUUUGACUACAAUGAUGUCUACAGAAAGUUAUGCCCAUUUCUGAUAAGUGUGAAGAAUGGGUCAACAAUCAUGCCCAGUGUGUUCAUUGUUGUUUCCGAUGUUUCUAAAGCAUUUGAUUCUGUCAAUCAGGAUAAGCUGCUCAAAGUAAUGAAAGAUGUCAUAGUGAAAGGUAAAUAUCUUCUAAAGCAGUCUUAUCAAGUUGUCUGCACAAGGAAAGCACUUUGGCCAUGUGAGAAUCAAAUAUUGGUGGAUCAAAACAUUGGCACUGGUCUUACAGAGUUCACAUCUUCUGUCCUGUCUCAUUCAUUGCAUAGUGUCCUUGUUAAUCAGGUGCGGAGAAGGACCAUAGGGAGCAAAGAGCUUUAUUUUAAUCUGAAUGAGCAUGUGAAGCGCAAUGUGCUGCAAUUAGGCAACAAAUUUUACUUGCAAAAUUCCGAUCCCCAAGGAAGUGUUCUGUCUUCUUUGCUUUGCUCAUUUUACUAUGGACAUAUGGACAGGAAUGUGAUAUUUCCUUUUCUUGAAAAAACUUGUGGACCAGCAACUGAAUAUGUAUCAGGAAAAGAUAAUUGUCAUGAUGUAUCUGCUGCACCGAGCAGCAGUGAGAAUAAUGUCAUCACAUCAUCCCCUAAAUAUAUGCUUCUCAGGUUCAUUGAUGACUUCCUUUUAUCAACCUCUAAGCAGCAGGCUGCUAGCUUCUUCUCCAGGUUGCAGAGAGGAUUCCGUGAUUACAAUUGCUACAUGAAUGAGGGCAAAUUUGGUAUGAAUUUUGAUAUUGGCCACAUAUCUAGGCUUUCAUCAAACAGAAUAUAUGUGGGUGAAGAUGGUAUCUCAUUUCUUCGAUGGAGUGGUUUACUUAUCAACUGCUGUUCAUUAGAAGUUCAGGCAGACUACACAAGGUAUGCUAAUAGCCAUUUAAGUUCGACGCUAACUGUCUGCUGGCAAGGGAGACCAGGUCGUCAAUUGAAGGCAAGGCUGUUUAAUUAUAUGCAACUUAGGUGCCAUCCCUUAUUCUAUGACUCGAAUAUUAAUUCAGCAGCUACUGUGAGAUUAAACAUCUAUCAAGCUUUUCUGUUAAGUGCAAUGAAGUUCCAUUGCUACACCCGCAACUUGUCAAACAUAUGCAAACUUCAAUCAGGAUACCAUAUGGAGAUCAUUGAAAAAGCUUUAAGGCGUAUGCACACGUUUAUAAAGAGAAGGAUGCGUUCUAUGGAUCUCGAUUCUAGUUUCCACCCAAUUCUUCAACUGAAAAAAGGAGAAGUUCUAUGGCUUGGAUUGAAAGCUUUUAUCCAAGUACUGAAGAGAAAACAGUCACGCCAUAAAGAGUUGCUUUCUUUACUGAAAUCCAAGUUAUUGGCACAUCCAUUACCAGAGACUGCUUCAUCUGAACUCAAGUAUGCAGUUGAUGAUUCACAUUCAUCUUUACUUUGGAAAAUCAAGUACUGAAUUUUUACAUAACAUACUUCAUUUUAUAUGCAAACUUUCAUUUCUCAGCUGAACACUUAUAGUGGAAACCUAGACUUGAGUAUGGUCUGGGCUAAAGAGCACCGAAAAGUAGAAAAUACACAGAACACUCACCAUAGGCUGCUUUUGUGAACAUCUUUAAACUUU